This is a messenger RNA of Thecamonas trahens ATCC 50062, 740 nucleotides long. RefSeq lists its product as uncharacterized. Bases 17 to 715 code for a protein of 232 amino acids. The record is from RefSeq and is a predicted model, not a curated record. NCBI's taxonomy places the organism in Eukaryota, Apusomonadida, Apusomonadidae. The transcript has a single exon.
UACACCUGCGCCGAGGAUGAGCAAGCGCAAGCACGGGAGCGACGGCGACGACGACGAGUAUACGUACUCGUACUCGUACUCGUACAGCGAUGACGAGGGCGAGGACAAGGGCAAGGGCAAAAACAAGGGCAAGGGCAAGGACAAGAGCAAGAGCAAGAGCAAGAGCAAGAGCAAGGGCAAGGGUAAGGAGAAGGACAAGGGCAAGAGCAAGAGCAAGGACAAGGGCAAGAAAAAGGCAAAGGACAAGGACAAGGGCAAAAAGAAGGCAAAGGCGCUCGACGGCCGCGGGCUCGAUCGGAGCAAUGGCAAUGAUGACGAUGAUGACGACGACGACGAGUUUGUGGCGGACAAUGAGGUGGACGAUGAGUCGGGCAUCGCCGCUGAAGAGGCGCUCGGCGGGCUCGGAGGGGAGGACGAGAUCAAGGGCCUGGAGGACGAGGCCAACAUCCCCAUCGAGGUGCUCCGUGCGCGCUACGCAGCCAUGGCCGAGGCUCACAUCAACGACGACGACAGCGACGGCAAGAGCGACGACGAUGCCGAAGAGUACGAUGAGGACGAAGAGUUUGUUGACGAUCAUGAGCUCGACGAUGAAACCGGCAUCGCCGAGGCCGAGGCCGAUCUCGCUGCCGAGGACGUUGCCGCCGAGCUCAAUGAUCUCAAUGAGGAGGCGCGCCUUUCAGUCGAAGAGCUCCGCCGCAAGUACGGCAUGGCGUAGCGUUGUAAAGAUCCCCCCCUCCACC